This is a messenger RNA of Psammomys obesus (fat sand rat), 1646 nucleotides long. It is a transcript of the gene Khdrbs1, whose product is annotated as KH RNA binding domain containing, signal transduction associated 1. Gene Ontology annotation, biological process: regulation of alternative mRNA splicing, via spliceosome. The record is from RefSeq and is a predicted model, not a curated record. Gene Ontology annotation, cellular component: nucleus. Lineage: Eukaryota; Metazoa; Chordata; Mammalia; Rodentia; Muridae. Gene Ontology annotation, molecular function: poly(A) binding; mRNA binding.
AGGUCGUGGUGUUGGACCUCCUCGAGGGGCUUUGGUUCGUGGAACCCCAGUGAGAGGCUCUAUCACCAGAGGUGCCACUGUGACUCGAGGAGUGCCACCCCCACCUACUGUGAGGGGUGCUCCUACACCAAGAGCUCGGACAGCAGGCAUCCAGAGAAUACCUUUGCCUCCACCACCUGCACCAGAAACAUAUGAAGAUUACGGAUAUGAUGAUACAUAUGCAGAGCAGAGUUAUGAAGGAUAUGAAGGCUAUUAUAGCCAGAGCCAAGGGGAGUCAGAAUAUUAUGACUAUGGACAUGGGGAGGUUCAAGAUUCUUAUGAAGCCUAUGGACAAGAUGACUGGAAUGGGACCAGGCCAUCACUGAAGGCCCCCCCAGCUAGGCCAGUGAAGGGAGCAUACAGAGAGCACCCAUAUGGACGUUAUUAAAAAAAACAGGAGGGGAAAAUAUCAGUUAUGAGCAAAGUUGUUACUGAUUUCUUGUAUCCCAGGAUUCCUGUUGCUUUACCCACAACAGACAAGUAAUUGUCUAAGUGUUUUUCUUCGUGGUCCCUUUCUUUUCCCCACCUUCCUCCAUUCUUAACUCUGCAUUCUGGCUUCUGUAUGUAGUAUUUUAAAAUGAGUUAAAAUAGAUUUAGGAAUAUUGAAUUAAUUUUUUAAGUGUGUAGAUGCUUUUUUCUUUGUUGUUUAAAUAUAAACAGUGUACCUUUUAUAAUAAAAAAAAGUUGAGUAAAAAAAAAAACCACAAACAUGUUAGUUUCAAAAGUGGCAUUGCUUGCUUAAAGGUUCUGAAGUAAAGGCUUGUUAACUUUUUCUUAGUUUUGAUUUGAGGCACCCCGUAAAGUCAUAGUUGCAGAAUCCCAAACUAGGCUACAUUUCAAAAUUCAGGGCUGCUUAAGAUGUAAAAUCACAAUGUUAACGGCGGUAGGUGCCACCAUGCAAAAGUGAGCUCAGUCUGUCUCUAAAAACAUCUCCUUAAAAGCACAUGGCGGUUGAAUCUUAAGCUUAAAUUUUAAUAUGAAAGAUCCUCACGAAUUAAAUAGUUGAUGCAAUUUUUAACGUUAAUUGACUUAAAACAACAGCAAAAUUAGGUUUGUAAAACUGACUUUUUCAUUAUGUGGGUUUUGAAAUCUAGCCCCAGACAUACAGUGUUGAGAGAUACUUAGUAGGGGUGGGGUAGGGUUUGAAUAAGAUUGUCCAGGGAGAGAAGCUGGCCACCUAAAUGGAAUCUGAUGGAGUACUUUUUAGCUGCAAUCUUUUCAGUAAUAGUACUAAUAAUCAAAUUUUCAGUAUUGAAAAUGUUAUAGUAUUUUGUCCAUCUGAGAUUCUGCACUCCAUGAAAAACUCACUUGGACACUGGGGCCAAAAGCUGAUGAUGUUCAUUAAACUGACCAUUGUCAAUUUUGGGUCAAGUAUGUCUCAACACUAGCAUGAUAUAAAAAGGGACACUGCAGCUGAAUGAAAAAGGAAUCAAAAUCCACUUUGUACAUAAGUUAAAGUCCUAAUGGAUUUGUACCGUCCUCCCAUUUUGUUCUCGGAAGAUUAAAUGCUACAUGUGUAAGUCUGCCUAAAUAGGUAGCUUAAACUUAUGUCAAAAUGUCUGCAGCAGUUUGUCAAUAAAGUUUAGUCCUUUUUUAAUCAAAGUAAA